Leptosia nina is the source of this 246-nucleotide messenger RNA. The record is from the annotation of a GenBank genome assembly. Lineage: Eukaryota; Metazoa; Arthropoda; Insecta; Lepidoptera; Pieridae.
AUGCCAAAACCCGAUAAAAGAGAUUUUGAAGAGAGAUAUUCCGCUUGUUUUCUAGACUUUGGUGUUAAAACAGGCCUACUUAUCGGAAGCAUGAUGGGUAGCUUCUUUCUCCACGGCUAUAAGAAGUGGCCCAUGUUCAUUGGAGGUGGCCUCGGUAUUGGAAUGGCAUAUCAGAACUGUGAGAAUAGCUUGAACACCUUUCUUCUUUCCAUGGAUCCUAAAGCGUGUGUCAUCAAGUUAGUAUGA